GAGACGCUCUGGGGGAAAGGCGAAAAGGAAAUGCCAUGCCAUCGCCCCGGUGCUCAGAUUUCCCUACGUACAGACUGCAGUUAAAGGAGCCGUUACCGCUUCCAUUUAACACUGGUUAGAAGUUCAAGAUGUGAGAGUUCAGGCUGUUUCAUUUGUCAGCUUUUGCUCAUUCGGUUGGAGUUGUAAGCUGCUUCCACCCGGAGUGUCUCCUCCUAACGCUGUUUUGAAUGUCCGCAGCCUCCGCAAGCACACAGACGAGAAGCAGCCGUGGAUAGCUGAUAACGCUCAAAAGGGGGUUACAAGCACAUUUUAUUUUAAUGACAUGGGAAAUGCAAGAAUGUGUUGCCCUGCCAUCCUGGCACUGGUGGAAAACCUCAGAUGGCAGUGACUUUGUUACCCUCAGAUAGGAAAAUAUGGCACCUCAACAACCUUCCAGCAUGGAUGAGCAGACAGGAGAGCCACAUGAGCCUGAAUCUGAGGAGGGAGAGAAGGAAUGUCCAGGACCCCCUUUAGGUGAAUCUGAACAAGCCACCAUUGAUGCUCCGGAUGGAGGCUGGGGCUGGGUGGUCCUGCUUGCUACCAUCCUUGUCUUGGCACUGACACUGGCAUUUCCUUCCUGCAUUGGCAUUUUCUAUGUAGAUCUUCAGACAGAAUUUAAAGCCAGCAACAGUGAGACUUCUUGGGUGCCAUCAAUAAUGAUAGCAGUUCUACAUGCUGGAGGUCCUCUCUGUAGUGUGCUGGUGGAACGCUUCGGCUGCCGGGCGACAGUGAUGUUUGGGGGAGUGCUGAGUGGUUUGGGGAUGGCCGUCAGUUCUUUUACAAAUUCCAUACUUGAGUUAUACAUAACUGCUGGGGUAAUAACAGGUCUGGGUUUCUGUUUGAGUUUUCAGCCUGCUGUUACCAUCCUCGGUCAUUACUUUGUGCGCCGUCGUCCUUUUGCCAAUGCAAUGUCAUCCACUGGCACUGCUUUGGGACUGUCAACAUUGCCUUUUUUAGGUGACUAUCUCCACAGUGAGCUUGGCUGGAGAGGGAGCUUUCUGGUGCUGGGUGCUGUGCUACUUAACUGCUGUGUUUGUGGAGCUGUUAUGAGACCACUGAGACCUCGCAAGCCCAGAAUCUCUAAGGCAAUUAAGAAUGGCCCAACAUCCCCAGUCAAAAAACGAUUGAAAGGGAGAAUGCAGGGGAUGUUUGAGAGAUUAACAUCCUCCCUCAGACGUCACAUGGCCUUUGACCUGUUCAGUAGUAACCUGCGAUUUCGGGUCUUCUCCUUGGGCAUCACUUGGAUGAUGCUAGGGUUUGUGGUGCCCCUUGUCUACCUGGUUCCCUACGCUACGGCCUACGGCAUGGAUCAGAGCCAAGCAGCCCUGCUGCUCUCCAUCCUGGGCUUUGUCAACAUCUUUGUGCGACCUCCCAUCGGAGUGCUCUUCGGGUUGCCCUGGUUCAAAGGCCGGCACAUCUAUGUGUUCUCGGUGGCACUGUUUAUUAAUGGACUCAGUAACAGUAUUUGCUGCAUUGCUGCUAGUUUCCCUGUGCUCUUAAUAUAUGUGCUGACUUACGGGUUGUCUAUGAGCGUGAUUGGCACUCUGAUGUUCACCGUGCUGAUGGACACAGUUGAGAUGAAUCGAUUCCCAUCUGCUCUUGGUCUGCUGUCUAUCAUGGAAAGCGUCACACUGCUGAUUGGGCCUCCUCUUGCAGGAAUCCUUGUGGACAGUACUGGCUUGUACACAUAUGUGUUUCUGGCUUGCAGUAUCUCAGUGUCCUUAUCAGCUCUGUUCCUAAUAGUUUCAUUUUACUGGCUGGACUGUCACGAUGCAGCCCAGAAGGACAAUUCACCAGCUUCUGGAUCUCUAGCUAAGCCUGCAGUCACUCUGUACAGCAGUGUGCCUGCAUAUGGGGACAAGACAUAUAACCUAUCUUCAGAGAAAGAAAACAUUACUGAAAUAUGACCUGCAUCAGAAUCAGACUGGGUUGUUCAUGUUUAAAUUUUUAUCUAUAUCAGAUGUGUUACAGCUCAUGGAAUGUUAUACUGUAUACACAGAUUUUUUUGUCCGUUUCUUAGUAACACAAAAUGUGUUGUUUUUAAAUAUAUCAUUUCAGUGAGUGUCAAACUCGGGUAGUUUUGUACUUUGAUAUAUGGUCUAGUGAGAAUGAGCUCAUGUCACUGGUAUGCCUUGUAUGCCCUCUGUUUGGGUUACAAUAAAUUAAAGGUGAUGUAAGUGAUUUGUUAACAACUUGUUCUCACUAGCUGACAGAUUGAACUGAAAUAAAUGUCCUGAGAAAUCUCACCUAUUUCUUUGACAGCCCUAGGCUUUGCGAACAGCAAAAAGGCGACUGGUGAGCGUUUUUUAAUUUUUUCCAGAAAACGAGCCAAUCAGAGAACACUUUUUUUGCCUUUUAUGUGUUUGUGUUUGCUCACACGUGUUUGGAGAGCAGAGUUUUGAACAGAGAGCAGGAGGUUGACAGGUUGGUCUAAUUCAGUGCCCCAGUCGAGUGGACUAGCAAAAUGUCUAAAAUCACAAAUAGCAGCUUUAAAUAUUAUAAAAUGCUACUUAAUACGUGAUCUACAAUGACAAAGUUAUUUUGCCAGGAAAUAAGCUAUUUGGAGUCAGGAAUGCAUCAUAGCUUGCUUGUUUCAUGCCUACAGUAUAAUAUCUAUACUAUGUCAAGUUUUUAGCAGACUCAGUUUCUUCAUUUUUAUAAAUUAUAUCACAAUACACAAUUACUGUGAUAAUAAGCUCCAUACACGGAAAGACGUGCAUUCACUGUCUAAAAUUUGACCUUUUUACCUUUACCCAUUCUAUUGCCAAAGUAAGAAAAAAGACUGUUUGAUGAAUUUGAGUAAAGUUGUUAUUACUUCAUGUGGGCAAUAGAUGGCUAAAUAUGCAGUACUGUGCUGAUAUUUUAGGCAGUUGUGGAAGUAUAGUGGGGAUAAUAAAAAAAUAAUGCCUUGAAUAUUUUUCAUUGAUCAAUUAACUUAACAUAAAUUGCCAUAACAUAUUCAAUUAAUUUAAAGUGCAGUAGCCAUAAUAAAUGUGUAACAACUAUAUUUAUAACAACUAUAUUUAUAUUUAUAACUAGAUGUGUAACAACUAUAUUUAUAUUUAUAACUAGAACAAGAAGUCCU
This is a messenger RNA of Xyrauchen texanus (razorback sucker), 3124 nucleotides long. RefSeq names its product monocarboxylate transporter 6-like. Lineage: Eukaryota; Metazoa; Chordata; Actinopteri; Cypriniformes; Catostomidae. The coding region runs from base 414 to 1946 and encodes 510 amino acids. Gene Ontology annotation, biological process: transmembrane transport; monocarboxylic acid transport. The record is from RefSeq and is a predicted model, not a curated record. The transcript is spliced from 5 exons. Gene Ontology annotation, molecular function: monocarboxylic acid transmembrane transporter activity.